Molecule: messenger RNA, 1065 nt
Organism: Phytophthora nicotianae INRA-310
Lineage: Eukaryota; Oomycota; Peronosporomycetes; Peronosporales; Peronosporaceae
Exons: 2
Coding region: 1-1065 (354 amino acids)
Molecular function (GO): nucleic acid binding
Source: RefSeq, a predicted model, not a curated record
AUGACUAUCAAGAGUCUGGCGGCAGCAUUGGUCGUCUCCACUACAGUCGUUCGGCGACUGCUCAAAGAGGGCGUCUUCAGACGCCACUCCAGCAACGUAAAGCCCGCGCUUACGGAAGAGAACCGCCUUGCUCGUGUCCAGUUUGAACUGAGCCACACGACGAGAAAGCGAGGUGGUGAGGUGGUAUUCGCCGACAUGUUCGACGUCGUCCACAUAGACGAGAAGUGGUUUAAUGAAGACACAGACCGGAAGUGCUACUACCUCGAUGCAGACGAGGAAGAGCCCGUUCGCCAGCGUCAGAGUAAGCGCUUCAUUAGCAAGACCAUGUUCAUUGCCGCAGUUGCCCGUCCUCGAUAUGACGCGCAUCGCAAACAGGCGUUUGACGGGAAGAUCGGUAUUUGGGCGUUCGCUGAGGAGUACGAGGCAAAGCGCACCAGUAAGAACAGACCCAAGGGGACUAUCGUGUUACGCAAUGUCGAGAGUGUAGACCGAGAAGCAUACAAAGCGACACUCAUUGGCGACAUCAUCCCAGCGAUCAAGGCCAAGUGGCCACGGAGCGGCAAGAAGCGCACGAUUUACAUACAACAGGACAACGCCAAACCUCACGUGUCAGUGGAUGAUCCGGACAUCAUGGCUGCAGGUCGCAGUGGGGGCUGGGAUAUUCGAAUGCGCUGCCAACCCCCGAACUCGCCCGAUCUUAAUGUGCUAGAUCUAGGUUACUUCCGCUCAAUCCAGUCGCUGCAGUAUCAGACGGAGUGUCGCGGAGUGGAAGCGCUACUCGACACCGUAAACAGCGCCUUCAGCGCCAUGAAAGCCGACACUCUGAGCAAGAUCUUCAUGACCCUCCAGACGUGUAUGGAAUGCAUCACCAGGGCAAAUGGCGGCAACAACUACAAGACUCCACACCGAGGCAAGGACGCCCUAAAAAAAACCGGCCAGCUACCAGUGUCGUUCGCUUGCUCUGCAGAAGUCUAUCAUCAAGGCGGGAAGUUCGUCCGUGCAGCUCUGGAGGCGAAGAAGGCUCAAGAGAAGAAGGCAGCCCUUGAGGCCAGAAGCAAGAAGUAG